Molecule: messenger RNA, 918 nt
Organism: Aaosphaeria arxii CBS 175.79
Lineage: Eukaryota; Fungi; Ascomycota; Dothideomycetes; Pleosporales
Exons: 2
Coding region: 1-918 (305 amino acids)
Source: RefSeq, a predicted model, not a curated record
AUGCCGAUCAGUCCAUUGAAAUCUCCACUGUUUGAGCCAACAAGAAGUCUCCAAAUACCUCAGAGCGAAAUCCAACUGCCAAGUCCUGUCACUUCCAAAACGGAGUCCAGCGUGUCUCAAGAGGAACCUGGUGUGUGCAAGGGCUCACUUCUCUUAUCAAGGCCUGCGGGCUUCAAACGAGUACCACGAAAAGAGGCAAAAGACAACAAUAGGACAAGGAAACGAAAAAAUGAAGGUACAUCUCGUCUUGAAGCCCACUUUCAGAGCGUCAGCGACCAGUUCAGAUCCCAGGAUGACGAUGAACGCGACAUAGUAUAUGACCCCAAGACCGAGACCCUUCCCGAUCUACCAAUGUAUCACCCCGACUUCGCACUUGCUGAGGGUCGCACGAAAGAAAUGAUUCGACAGCUUCAAUUAGUUGUUUCAGACAGCACGGAGGAGAAUGCAGAGUUAAAGCAUAUGCUCACCCACCUACAUAAUUUGCAAGAUCCAACCUAUCCACGUCCUUCUCUGGUAUGUUUCCUAGGCAGCUCUGGAGUAGGAAAGUCUUGCCUUAUCAACUCUCUUCUCGAUAUCGAUGGCCUAUCAUUGGUCUCAUCAGGAUCCGUAGGAACUCUCGUUCCAAUCACCUAUCAAGCCGCACUCGAGAACCAAGAGACUCGAUUUGUCGCUCAGAUGGAGCUUUUUCCAAUUGACAAGUGUGAGAGCUUGAUCAAACUUUCUUUGAAGGACUACUGGAAUCACUUUCUCAAGCCAGAGGAGGAAGAAGGGCCCCGAGAUACUGACCAAAUUGACUUAGGAAUGCCGGCUAAAAAACUUUCUUGGCGCUCUUUGCUCAUCGUCCUGAAUUUGAGAAUGACGAAGAUGCUGAGACAUUUUUGGCGCAGGCGGAGACACCCGAUGAUCCUCGAGUCUUAA